AUGGAAAUAAAUUUAUCAUUUAGUGGUGGUAUGGAAUUACUAUUUAAUAAUGUAAAGAAAACAUUAAUAAAUUUACCGAAAUCAAUCAACCCUCCUAAUCCAACAAACAUGAAAGAUCUUAUAUCUUGGAUAAAAGAUAAUUUAUUGAAAGAAAGACCUGAAUUAUUUGUUGAUGGUGAUACAGUACGUCCUGGAAUAUUAGUCUUGAUAAAUGAAACUGAUUGGGAAUUGGAAGAGUACUAA
Molecule: messenger RNA, 243 nt
Organism: Entrophospora candida
Lineage: Eukaryota; Fungi; Glomeromycota; Glomeromycetes; Entrophosporales; Entrophosporaceae
Source: the annotation of a GenBank genome assembly